AGUGAACAUCAGCAGCCUAUCACAUCUCCCUUCUGGAUGUACCCAUAAUAGCAACGCAGAUCGCUUAACACUUUUUCGCAGACUGUCGCUGGUGCCUCCGAAACGGGGGUUUGGUUAUGUAUACGUUCUUUAUUCGUUUAUUUUGAGAACUUUCUCAGCUUUGGACGACAACAUUGCCAUCCGUGUGAAAUGUUCCCUCCGUCCCCGCUACUGCUCGUUUUCCCCGCUGCGCUCUUCUGGGCCGCACAAGUUGCCGGGGACCUCGAGGGUGUUACCAUCCCCGACCCCUGCGCCGUAGUGUCUCCACCAUGCAUGAGCGAGGCUGAUCGCUUCAGCUUGGAGGCCCUUCGGAGCAUCCAUCAGAUGAUGGACGAUGACCAAGAUGGGGGGAUUGAGGUGGAAGAGAGUGUGGAGUUCAUUAUUGAAGACAUGAAGCAGCAACAGACUAACAAACACAGCAACCUGCACAGAGAAGACCAGCACAUCACAGUUGAGGAGCUCUGGAGAAGCUGGAAGUCAUCCGAAGUACAUAAUUGGACUCAGGAUGACGUGCUCCGCUGGCUGAAGGAUUUUGUUGAAUUGCCACAGUAUGAGAGAAAUUUUAAAGAGUUUAAGGUCAAUGGAAACACACUCCCCAGGAUUGCAGCUAAUGAGCCUUCAUUCCUGAGUGGCCAGCUAAGAGUUCAGGACCAGAGAGACAAACAGAAGCUCACCAUCAAAGCUCUGGAUGUUGUUCUGUUCGGACCACCUACACGGCCCCCUCAUAACUACAUGAAAGACCUGCUGCUCAUUGUGUCGGUUGUGAUGGGAGUCGGCGGCUGCUGGUUUGCCCAGGCUCAGAACAAAGCCAGCAAAGUCCACAUAUCCAAAAUGAUGAAAGAUUUAGAAAGUCUCCAGAGGGCUGAACAGAGCCUCAUAGAACUACAAGAACAACUGGAGCGAGCCCAGGAAGAAAAGCGUAAUGUGGCAGAAGAAAAACAGAGCCUAGAGGAGAAGAUGAGAGAUGAGAUCAUGGGGGCACAGGAAGAGGCUCACCGUCUGCAUGAGCUGAGGCAGGGAGCUGUUAGUGAGCUGAGCCGCCUCAGAUAUGCAGAGGAGGAGCUGGAACAGGUCCGUGGAGCGCUGAAGCAGGCCGAGAAGGACAUGCAAGCCAGCUGGACUGUCACAGAGGUGCUUCAGCAGUGGCUGCAGCUGACACAUGAGGUAGAGGUGCAGUACUACAAUGUUAAAAAGCAGAGUGCAGAACUACAGCUUGCCACUGCCAAGGAGGAGGCAGAGAAGAUUAAGAAGAAGAGAAGCUCUGUGCUGGGGACACUCCACGUGGCCCACAGCUCCUCUCUAGACCAAGUAGACCACAAGAUUUUGGAGGCCAAGAAUGCCUUGUCUGAAGUAACAGCCUGCCUGCGGGAGCGUCUUCAUCGCUGGCAACAUAUUGAGCUCCUCUGUGGCUUUCCCAUCAUCAGGAAUCCGGGUUUAGCAAAACUCACUGCUCAACUCUACUCCGACUCAAUUGCCCUGGGGUUGCCUAGAGUGUGCCAGUCAUCUUGUUCGUGCCACAGCUCCAUUCAUGGCUCCAUAGAGGAUCUUUUAGAUGAGCCUACCUCUCCUAUUUUACCUCAGAUACCAGUUGCAGUUGCACCACUUAAACGGUCUCCUCGAGCACGGGUAUCCAUACGUCGGUCACGCCGCUCCGGAAUCAUUCCUCAACCAUCAGCCGCCAUGAUCUCCCCAGACCCUGACCUUCUUAUCCCCAUCCGAACUCCCUACUCUCCCUAUGACGAGGAAGAGGAACAUUUCCGAAAAACACUAAAAAAACAAGAUUCCCAAGAAAGGUUCUCAGAUUCAGAGUAUAUGACUUCUCCUCCUCUCAGCAAACUGUUCCCUAGUUCUGCUGUUGACAUCUCCUCUCGAAAGCUCUAUCACGAUGACACUGAGCUGCUUGCUGAGAGCCCUGUUACAAAAACUUUAACUAAAGAAAUAGAGGCUCUUGUUGAAUUGCCAGCUCACAAAAUGUCAGUGGAAGACCUUGAAACUUCUGUUGAUAUUGCCUGUAGCAAGAUGGUUAGAGACAAAGCCUUGGAUACUUCGUUGGAAACAUCUUCUUUAAAAAUGUCUGCAGAAGAGUCAUGUAUAGAUUCAACAUCAAGGAAGAUGUCACGCAACAGGACUGGACUUUCCACUGAUGUUGCGCUUAAAAAGGGAAUUUCAAAUGAGACAGAUGCAGAGUUUUCACCCAGGAGAGUAGAGAAGGACACAGUGGGGGAUUUGACAGAAGUUCCCUCAAAGAAUACAUUCAGAGAAAGAAGUGAUUAUGGAAUAGAUGUGAGGAAGAUGAUAUGGGAUGAAGUAGAAGCAUCAGUGGAUCUAGCAAAAAGGAAGAUAUCAAAAGAUAUGAUGGGCGCUUCAACUGACACUUCCUCAGGAAAGAUGACAAGGGAUGAUCCUGAGCAUCUAUUUGACUCCAGAAGGAUUACUAGAGAUUCAAUGGGAGUUUCCCAAGACACAGGUUCAAGGAAACAUGCGUUCCAUAAAGGGGAAAAUCAAUUUGAUUCCUCUGUGAGGGGAUCAGCAAAAGACAAGAUAGUUGAGACAACCAGAAUACCAACAAGAAAAUUAUCUAGAGAUGAGCUGGAGUAUUAUACAGAUGUUGCUUCAAUGAAGAUACUGCCCAGAGAGAGACUCGAAGCACUUGUGGACACCUCAUCCUCUACAGAGAUGCAAGAGUUUUGUUUAGAGCCAUCAACAAGUAAAGGUUUACUGAGAAAUGAACUUGAAAUGUCUGCUGGUUCUCUCAGAAGGAGAAUGCCAAGAAUGCCGAGAGAGGAUGCUGAAAGCACCAUAGACACUCCUACUGGAAAAAUCUCUUGGGAUAGAGUUGAUAUCCCAAGGGAAAUGCCUAAACAAUUCAUCUUGAGGGAAGAGUUAUCAGAAUCAAGUUCAUUGGCAGCUCACAAUGUGCAGCCUGAUCUCAUGUUAACUUCCCAGGUGCCAUGGAAGUCUUCAUCAGACUUUUUUACUGUUGGGCCACUGAGCCAGCUUGUUUAUGAUGGAAUCCUUGAAAAAUCAUGCAGCUCCAUGUCUUCAGCAACAAACCUCUCUGCUGGCAGGCUGCGAGCAGAGAUGGAGCCAUCUCUGCCAAAACCAAGGGUUGUCCUCCCUGCUCCCUCAUUGCCUUCGGAGGCCACAGAUGACAGGAACAAGGAAAAGGAAAAGAGCAAGAAACCUUUAAAGCUCAAAAAUCUCUUUAAAAAGAAAAAUGAGUCAAGUCCAGAGAAGCUUUAAAGUGCUCUUUGGAAACUCUGGCAAUCAGCUGAUUUUUUUCUUUCUUUCUUUUGAACAAUUUAUAGAAACUGAGUUUCGAAUUGUCUUUGAUGACAUUCAGUAGUCAAGGUUUUACAAAUCUUUUUGCUCAAGGGGUUCAGCUAUAGUGUUGCAUUAGUUGUUAAGGAACUGGAGUCAUUAUAUUAUUAUACACGCUAUCCCAAUUUUAGGGGUAAUCAAAAGUAGUUAAGGUUAAAGUUAAGAUUAAGAUAAGGGCUGUUUUUAAUCCCUGGAUGAAAGUCCUUUUUAGUUAAUGACUUGCAAUGAAAUGUAAAACACAUGGAUUUCACCACAUUUUACAUUUAAUCUUUUGAGAUGCUCUGCCAAGCAUUUACUGCAACCACCUUAGGUUUCUGUUUGUUUGUGGGUCUUUCUAUAUAUAUAUAUAUACAUAUGUACCAAAACUGUUUAAGCUCUUUUAUAUGUUUUCUGAAGCUGUAUAUCGGACAUGUAUCCAGUUACUUUUGACCAUCUUGUUUAUAGAAUAGCUGUUAUUCCUUAAAAGAAGACUCAAAGCCAACCCCAUCUUCUUUUAUCUAAACUCCUACAGAGUCAAAAUGACAAAAAACAAACUAACUAGUAAUUGGUUUUACUUUCUAAACUAAGUCUUAUAGACACAUGGUUGAUAUAGUAGUUUAGAUUUUUUUUUAUAGUUAUCUGUGGUUGAAGGAUUAAAUGUUUUAACACAUGCUGCUUUCCAGUAUGACAGUGGUAAUUCUUAAAUUCAUUUUAAACGUUAGAAACUCAAUCAAAACUGUUUAAUACAGUGCUAAAGUUAACACUUUCUUGUGCAAAAGAAACUGAGUUCAACUUUGUGAUGUCCGAAUUAAAUUUACCUUCCUAAACUUAUCCAAAUUUACUAGUUAGAAAUUUUUGAGAAAUUUUUAGUACAGCUGCAUAAUGCACAUAUCAAAAUUAAAGGACAAUUUAAAGGAACUGGAAUUGAAUUUUGUGUAGGGUUUAGGGGGUUAGGGUCAAACUCCAUGCUUUUAAAUUAUCAUUAAAAUAGAGACAGUUUUUAUUUACCCAUUUAUUUUUCUUUUUAAAUUUUAAUUACCACAGUCCUUAAACACGUUUGACAGCUGACUAGCUCUGGACUAAAAAUAUGCAGCACAAUAAAGAAUCAUUUAUUAUACAACAAAUAUUUGUAAUAGUUUCAUACUAUACUUUUUUUGUAGAUGGUUCAGUAUUAUUUUCUUUAGCCCCUUUGCAAUUAAAUGGCAUUUACAGUCGCCAUCAGCACUUUUGAUGUGUGGUUAAACAACGGCCUUCAGAUAGAUUUAAACAAAGUAGACAAAAUGAUUCCCUGAUGCACUGUCGCAAAUGAAAUUGCUGACUGUUUGCACUGCUAAUAUGGAAGAUUUUUGACUACUUCUGUGUUAGGCAGAAAAAAUUAAGUAGAUAAGUGAGUAGCAAGAUUUGAAAUGGAUCAGGAUUCACAAAGUAGACAAUCAUAGUUUUUAUUCUUUAAGAAUUGUCCUUAUGUUUUUUGUUUGUUUGUUUUGCUUUGAU
Messenger RNA from Neolamprologus brichardi, 4833 nucleotides. RefSeq names its product tromal interaction molecule 2a (gene stim2a). Gene Ontology annotation, biological process: intracellular calcium ion homeostasis; store-operated calcium entry; activation of store-operated calcium channel activity. NCBI's taxonomy places the organism in Eukaryota, Metazoa, Chordata, Actinopteri, Cichliformes, Cichlidae. Gene Ontology annotation, molecular function: calcium ion binding; calcium channel regulator activity; protein binding. The record is from RefSeq and is a predicted model, not a curated record. Gene Ontology annotation, cellular component: endoplasmic reticulum; plasma membrane.